GCGCUUUUGUUUGCAAAAAUCCGGUUUGGGUUUUAGGUUUCGGUUUGGAUAAUAAUUAACGAUAAACUAAAACCGGUUUCAUGUAAAAGAAGUGCUUUAACAAACGGGCGGUUUGUAUAAACAAAAUGGCGGAGGUAGAAAUGAUUGGGGCUUUGCUCGAACUUUCAACUGCUUCAACUACUUCUGAAGAUCAUAUUGCUACAAUUGACCUAAUUCUUUCGAGAGCGAAAUCCAAAACAUUUUUAAUAAACAGUAUAGCAUCCGCUAGUAGCAUGAUGCGUGAACAGAAAUUUAGAGUUAUGGACUACGUAGAUGUUGUUUUGCCAUGCUACAGUAUUGAUGAUUUCAAGGACAGGUUCCGCAUAAGCAGAGAGACAUUUGACAAACUAGUAAUGUAUAUGAAUCCGCAUAUGAUCAGGAUUUGCCCGCAUCAGAAAAUCAGCACUGAAAAAAAAUUGCUCGUAUUCAUUAAGUAUGUUGCGACACAGUUGUACUAUCAAGCUAUUGCGGAUAUGUUUGGUAUUUGUGAAACUACUGUGCAUAACAUUGUGCAUGACGUGUCGAAACUGAUUUCAUCUCAUUUACUGAAUACGUUAGUGAAAUGGCCUUCAGGACGAUCGCUUAAAAAUAUUGAAAAUGGAUUUAAGGAGAUGCAAGGUUUUCCAGGUGUCAUCGGAGCUAUAGAUGCAAGCCAUAUUCCAAUAAGGACACCCAUUGAAUAUCCAGAAAAUUAUUUCAAUAGGAAAAGUUUUCCGUCGGUAAUUUUACAAGCAGUAUGCGACAACAAUAUGAUGUUCACCGACGUCUACUGUGGAUGGCCUGGCUCUGUGCAUGAUGCACGGGUGUUAAGAAAUUCGUCCCUCUUCGAAAAAGCAGAAGUCAAUGCUGACGAUACAUUUCCACAUGACACACAUCUCAUUGGUGAUGCUGCAUAUCCGAUAGCAUCGUGGUUGUUGGUGCCCUUUAAAGACCAUGGGAACUUGAAUAAAGCCCAAAAGGUAUAUAAUUUUAAACACAGUUCGACACGAAUGGUCAUUGAACGCGCAUUUGGGGCUUUAAAGGGACGUUUUCGGCGCUUGAAAUAUGUCGAGAUAUACGACCUUCAAACUUGCGUUCAUAUUAUACUGAGCUGUUGUGCCAUCCAUCAGCUUUGUUUAGCAACUUUCGAGGACCUUCAGGAGUAUAUUGAGGAAGGAAUGGCAGAGAUGGAAGACGUUAAUUGUUGGGAGGAUAUAACGCGUAAAUCCAAAAGUGGACUUAACAAAAGAAAUGCUAUUGUAGACCUGUUUCAGUGAAAACUAAAAUGUCAAAACAGGAGAGACCACGGUGAUGUGAGAACAUAAGCCACUUAAUUAAAAAAACGAAAAAAACAAACAAACAAAAACAACAGAAAACAUUUGGAAAUGAAGAACUACCGGGGGUAUAUUGUUGUAUUAAAAUAUAAACUUUCUUAUUCUCCAGAUUUUGGAUUUUUUCCAUUAAUAAUUUUAAAAGCACAUGCACUGCAUAUGAACUCUUAAGUAGAAUAUAGUAGAGAAACCUCCAUAUGUGUAAU
This is a messenger RNA of Mercenaria mercenaria, 1555 nucleotides long. Its product is annotated as putative nuclease HARBI1. The record is from RefSeq and is a predicted model, not a curated record. The coding region runs from base 126 to 1295 and encodes 389 amino acids. The transcript has a single exon. Lineage: Eukaryota; Metazoa; Mollusca; Bivalvia; Venerida; Veneridae.